This is a messenger RNA of Aureococcus anophagefferens, 1137 nucleotides long. RefSeq lists its product as hypothetical. The record is from RefSeq and is a predicted model, not a curated record. The transcript has a single exon. The annotation marks the transcript as partial. Gene Ontology annotation, molecular function: ATP binding; nucleic acid binding. NCBI's taxonomy places the organism in Eukaryota, Pelagophyceae, Pelagomonadales, Pelagomonadaceae.
UUCGCGGACCUGGGCCUGGCGCCCUGGGUCGUGGCGUCCUGCGGAGCCCUGGGCAUGGCGGUGCCGUCGGCGAUCCAGCGCGGCGCGAUCCCCGCGACGCUCCGCGGCGACCACGUGCUCGGCGUCGCGGAGACGGGCAGCGGGAAGACGGCCGCGUUCGCGCUCCCGAUCCUCGACGCGCUCUUCCGCGACCCCUUCGGCGUCUUCGCGCUGUGCGUCGCGCCGUCGCGCGAGCUCGCCGCGCAGCUCGCGGACCAGUUCGCCGUCUUCGGCGCGCGGCAGCGCGUCCGCGUCGCCUGCGUCACGGGCGGCGUCGACGGCGUCGCGCAGGGCCUCGAGCUCGCGAGCGGCCGGCCGCACGUCGUCGUCGGCACGCCCGGCCGCCUCGCGGAGGUCUGCGAGCGGUGCGAGGUCGCGGCGACGCUGCGCUGCGCGGCGUUCCUCGUGCUCGACGAGGCGGACCGGCUCCUGUCGCCGUCGCUCGGCCCGGACGUCGGCCGCGUCGACGCUGCGGUCCGCGGCGCCGCGCGGCGGCCGGGCGCGCGGCGCGACCUGCUCUACAGCGCGACGCGGUCCGAGGCGCUCGACGCGCGCGCGGCGGCGCUGGGGGCGACGGUCGUCGACCGCGGGUCCCCGGCGGCCGUGCCGGCGGGGCUGGACGCGGAGUACGUGCUCUGCCCGAACCGCGUCAAGUACGCGUACUUCGCGCGGCUCCUCGCGGCCCUGGGGCUCCUGGGCGAGGGCGCCGACGCGGCCGGGCCCCGGCCCCGGUCCGCCAUCGUCUUCGCGCAGACGUGCCGCCGCGCGCACGACGUCCACGCGCUCCUCGACGCGCUCGGCGCCGACGCGGCGUGCCUCCACUCGAAGCUCGGCAUGCGGCGGCGCCUCGCGGCCCUCGGCAAGUUCGCCCAGCGGUCCUGCGCGAUCCUCGUCGCCACGGACGUCGCGAGCCGCGGCCUCGACCUCCCCGCCGUCGACCUCGUCGUCAACUUCGACAUGCCCCGCGACGCCGACGACUACGUCCACCGCGUCGGCCGCUGCGCGCGCGCAGGCCGCCGCGGCCUCGCCGUCAGCGUCGUCACGCAGCGCGACCUCGGCUGGCUCGCGGCCGUCGAGGCCCGCCUCGGCGCCAAGCUC